Messenger RNA from Durio zibethinus, 1044 nucleotides. NCBI's taxonomy places the organism in Eukaryota, Viridiplantae, Streptophyta, Magnoliopsida, Malvales, Malvaceae. The record is from RefSeq and is a predicted model, not a curated record.
GAAACCUACUGGCUUAGUAGGUGAGUCAGUACAGUUGGUCAACUAUGCCAAAAAGACUAUUGAUCUUACAUCGAGCAACUGAUUUUAUAAGGUAAUGUAAUUUUCUUUCUCUCUUUUUAAUUUUUUCCGGGUAAACUCAUCUCAUUGUUUCUCGGGUGAAGGUUGGCUUAACUGGUGAAUUAGCCAAACGUCUCUACGAUCCAAAAUUACCACAUGGGAAAGUUGUUGUUGCUGAUAAAGUUCCCAUUGGCAGACCUAUGACUUGGAAUAAGAUACUACUUUCAAAAUUUUCUUUUAAUUUUUUCUGUUUUCCCUUCUUUUUUCUUUAAGUUCUAAUAAAUCUAAGUUCUGUGUCCAGACCAAUUUCCAGGCUCCUUUCGGUGCAGAACCAGUGGGGGUGGACUUGCAAGGCACGGGCAAGAGGCUCGCCUGGGUAAAUGGAAACAGCAUUGAGCGCUACUGGCAAACACAAAUAGCCGAUGCUAAUGGAUGCAGUGACACAUGCGAUUACGGGGCGGAUAUAAUAUAAGGACGAGAGAUGCAGGACAAACCGUGGCAUUCCUUCCCAAAGACGGUAAAAAUACUUUAUCGUUUGCUUUAUCGAGUACCACAUUCCGAGAUCAUUCCUCGACAACAAUGGCACAAACACAUUGAUUCCAUUAAAGGAAGACAGUGGAAACAGUACAGACAUUUCUUUCCAGAUUGUGACGAUAGGAACAAAUUGUGUGGUUAUGCAUAUGAGGGCAGCACAUUAAAAUUGUCAUGCCAAGCAGGGCGAACUAUUGCGGAUAUCCAGUUUGCAAGCUUUGGAGGCCCCCGGGAAUCAAGUAGCUCAUACAAGGCAAGUUCCUUCGAAGCCACAAACAGCUUGGCUGCAGUGGAGAAGGCAUGUGCUGGGAGGCCAAGCUGUAGCAUUGAUGUAUCAUAGGCAACAUUCGGAUUGAGUGAUGCAGGAUUGUGGGUAUUACUUUGCAUCUAAAACCUUGGAAAAACCAGUUUCUAACUAAUAUUUUAGGGAGUAGAAAAAAACAAAGAAAAAAAAAA